Rosa chinensis is the source of this 1239-nucleotide messenger RNA. Its product is annotated as ethylene-responsive transcription factor 2. Gene Ontology annotation, biological process: ethylene-activated signaling pathway; regulation of DNA-templated transcription. Gene Ontology annotation, molecular function: DNA binding; DNA-binding transcription factor activity. The record is from RefSeq and is a predicted model, not a curated record. NCBI's taxonomy places the organism in Eukaryota, Viridiplantae, Streptophyta, Magnoliopsida, Rosales, Rosaceae.
CCCUUUCCACAAAAGAAAUCCAAAACCAAAACAACCAAGUCUUCUUCUUCUUCUCUCUCUUUAUCUCUCUCUGAGCUUCAAACACAGUCUUCUACAAAGCUCCGAUUCGAAAACCCUAAAUAGUUGCAAAAAUGUAUGGACAGAGUGGUUCUGAUGCGGAUUUUACCCUGCUCGACUCGAUUCGGCGACACUUGCUCGGCGGCGAGAAUAACAAUCAUAAUCCGGUGACGAAUUCCGGCGCCGGGCCGAUUUUCUCGCGGAGCUCCAGCUUCAGCAGCUUGUACUCGUGCUUGACGGACAACUGGGGGGAGCUGCCGUUGAAGGAGAACGACUCCGAGGACAUGGUGCUCUACGGUGUUCUAAGAGACGCCGUCAGCGUCGGCUGGGUCCCGUCUCUCGGGUCCGGGUGCGGGUCGGCCGACGGUUGCGGUUUUGAGUUUGCGGUGAAGUCGGAGCCAUGCUCGUUCGAUUUCGAGGUGAAGUUGGAGCCGGAGGACGCUUCGGCGGCGCCGGUGAGUAGCGCGCCGGAGACGAAUUCGGCCGUGGUGGCGGUGACUCAGCAGUCGGCUCAGGCCAAGCCGGCGGUGGUGGUGGCGCCGAAGGGGAAGCAUUACAGGGGAGUGAGGCAGCGGCCGUGGGAGUUCGCCGCGGAAAUCCGUGAUCCGGCGAAAAACGGCGCCAGAGUUUGGCUCGGGACUUUCGAGACGGCGGAGGACGCGGCGUUGGCUUAUGAUAGAGCCGCUUACAGAAUGCGCGGCUCGAGAGCGCUAUUGAAUUUCCCGCUCCGGGUUAAUUCGGGCGAGCCCGACCCCGUUAGGGUGACGUCGAAGCGAUCGUCACCCGAACCGGCCUCGUCUUCGGAGAGCGGGUCUCCGAAGAGGAGGAAGAAGGCGGCGGCGGCAGUGGCAACGGCAACGGCAACGGCGGUUCAAGCCGGGCUGGAAAUGGGGAGUGGGAUUGGGAUUGGGAUUGGGAUUGGGAUUGGGCAGCAACAAGUGGGAGGGCAAGUGGGGGUCUCGUGUACACGUGGCGAGCAGUUAUUGGUGGUUUGAUGGGAUGGAUUAAGUAGUAUUACUUGCAAGAAAAGCGAGAGAUGGCAAUCUAAUGGUGCGCUUCAAGUCGUGUCAUAAAGGUGUUAAUUAGCCAAUUAAAACCGACCUCUUCUUAAUCAAGUCAAGAAGCUUCUUCGAUUGCAACAUAUUUGUAUACUCGAAUUUAUUAACGGUAAACCAUUGUUGA